Oryza sativa Japonica Group (Japanese rice) is the source of this 2309-nucleotide messenger RNA. Its product is annotated as D-lactate dehydrogenase [cytochrome], mitochondrial. The record is from RefSeq and is a predicted model, not a curated record. Gene Ontology annotation, cellular component: mitochondrion. Gene Ontology annotation, biological process: lactate catabolic process. Gene Ontology annotation, molecular function: D-lactate dehydrogenase (NAD+) activity; FAD binding; D-lactate dehydrogenase (cytochrome) activity. Lineage: Eukaryota; Viridiplantae; Streptophyta; Magnoliopsida; Poales; Poaceae.
CACCCACCCACGCGCGCCCCCAUACAUACCUCUCAUCAUCACUCGCGAACUCUCGCCUCGCUCUCGCCCCCACUUCCUCCGCCGCCAUGGCCACCGCCGCCGCCGCGCUCCUCCGCCUCUCCCGCUCCCGCCGCCCGCUCCUCCCCCUCUCCUCCCUCCGCCUCCCGCCUCCCGCCCCGUACCACCACCACUCCCACUCCCAAACCCCACCCUCCUCCUCCUCCUCCCACGCCCGCCUCCCCGCCUUCCUCUCCUUCCUCGCCGCCGCCGCCGCCGCCGGAGGAACGACCGUCGCCCUCUGCGACUCCGGCAUCGACCACCGGGUCGGGGGCAAGGAGAGCACCGAGCUGGUGGUGCGCGGGGAGCGGAAGCGCGUGCCCAACGAGUUCAUCGACGAGCUCGCUUCCUUCCUCGGGGAGAACCUGACGGUGGACUACGAGGAGAGGCACUACCAUGGCACGCCGCAGAACAGCUUCCACAAGGCAGUCAAUGUGCCCGAUGUCGUCGUCUUCCCGAGGUCCCAGGAUGAGGUACAGAAGAUUGUGAUGGCUUGUAACAAGUACAAGGUGCCAAUUGUACCAUAUGGUGGGGCUACAUCAAUUGAGGGUCACACGUUGGCACCUCAUGGUGGUGUUUGCAUUAACAUGUCUUUGAUGAAGAAAAUCAAAUCCCUGCAUGUUGAGGAUAUGGAUGUAGUUGUUGAACCAGGAGUUGGAUGGAUUGAGCUGAAUGAGUACCUGAAACCAUAUGGCCUCUUUUUCCCUCUUGACCCAGGGCCUGGGGCCACUAUUGGAGGAAUGUGUGCUACUCGCUGUUCUGGUUCACUAGCUGUGAGGUACGGAACAAUGCGGGACAAUGUGAUUAACCUCCAGGCUGUUCUACCUAAUGGUGAUGUUGUCAAGACGGGUUCUCGAGCCCGAAAGAGUGCAGCUGGAUACGAUCUUGCUCGUUUGAUCAUUGGAAGUGAAGGAACUUUAGGGGUAAUUACAGAAGUGACUGUACGUCUUCAAAAGCUUCCAUCUCAUUCCGUGGUUGCAAUGUGCAAUUUUCAAACAAUUAAGGAUGCUGCUGAUGUUGCUAUUGCAACAAUGCUUUCUGGUAUACAGGUCUCAAGAGUGGAAUUGUUGGAUGAGGUUCAGAUAAGGGCAAUUAACAUGGCAAAUGGUAAAAACUUACCUGAAGUACCAACCUUGAUGUUCGAAUUCAUAGGGACAGAAGCCUAUGCUCUUGAACAAACACUAUUGGUUCAAAAGAUUGCCACAGAACACCAUGGAUCUGAUUUUGUUUUUGUAGAAGAGCUGGAUGCUAAAGAGGAGUUAUGGAAGAUUAGGAAGGAAGCACUUUGGGCCGGUUUUGCCAUGAAACCUGAUCAUGAGGCUAUGAUAACGGAUGUUUGUGUUCCUUUGUCUAGACUUGCAGAAUGCAUAUCUGUCUCAAAGGAAAAGCUUGAUGCAUCACCAUUGACUUGUUUGGUUAUCGCUCAUGCUGGUGAUGGAAACUUCCACACAAUAAUCCUAUUUGACCCUAGUCAAGAAGACCAACGACGUGAAGCGGAGAGGCUAAACCAUUUCAUGGUUCAUACUGCUCUCUCUAUGGAAGGUACCUGUACAGGAGAGCAUGGUGUAGGUACAGGGAAAAUGAAGUACCUAGAGAAAGAGCUGGGCAUCGAGUCGCUAAGGACGAUGAAAAGAAUAAAGGCUGCGUUGGAUCCCAACAAUAUCAUGAAUCCAGGGAAACUGAUUCCACCUCAAGUCUGCAUUUGAUGAUACAGACGUUCCCAAGUUGCUGGCUGACUCACUGGCUGGUUCAGUGACUUCCACUCAACUCCCAGUCCAGCAAGGCAAGUCGUGGCGUUACCACUGAAUGCGCAUUGAACGGCGAAGACUCAGGACUGUUAUACACGAGUUGAAUGCAAAAAUAAACGUGAACGCUAGAACUGUUACUCUGAGCCAUUCAUAUACCGGGAAUAAAUGAGCAAAACUUCGUUCCAGUUGCUAUAUGAAAUAUGAGUGAUUCUAUGAUAGGCUUGGUGAUAGAAAAUUCUAAGCUAUUUCAAAUAUUUGGAGCUAAACAACGUAGUAGUAGAUGUUUGGUGAAUUGAAGAUUUGCCACGUUAGAGCUGAUAAUAUGAUUUGUCACUCAUGUGUCUAUGAUAUACUAGACCAGUGAGUGUUGCGUGAGUUACUUGGAGUAGGGUAAAAAAUGUUAUGGAUUUUUCUGUCCGGCUAUCGUUUUCCUUUUAUACCCACCUUUUGUUUUGUUUUCGAAUUGUCUGGAAAUGGAAUCGAAUGGUAGGGGAUCUUUAUUGA